Penicillium brasilianum is the source of this 1553-nucleotide messenger RNA. Lineage: Eukaryota; Fungi; Ascomycota; Eurotiomycetes; Eurotiales; Aspergillaceae. The record is from the annotation of a GenBank genome assembly.
CUCGGGCACCCCGCGAGAUUAAUAAGCCCCGCAUCGAACGGCUUCUACCAGCAUUCUGCAGGUCCCAUCGAUCCAGUCAUAUCGAGGCUUUCAGGUACAAAGUCACUCGUGUGUAUCAUAACUUCACCGUAUUAAAUAUGGCAGCUAAGACUAUCAUUAUUACUGGUGCAUCUCGAGGUAUCGGUCUUGCCAUUGCCAAGUACCUCCUCACAGCACCCCAGGCACACAAUGUCGUCGUGGUGGCCCGCAGCGUCGAGCCUCUCCAGAAACUUAAGGAGCAGUACAGCAAGCAGGUUGAGGUGGUCAACGGUGACCUGGCUGACUUCUCUCUCGCUCAAAAGGCAGUUGAUGCCGCUAUCAAAUCCUUCGGCCAGCUUGAUGGAGUGGUGCUGAACCACGGCAUCCUGGGCCAGGUCGGCAAGAUUGCUGCCGCCGAUGUUGACCAGUGGAAGAAAGACUUUGAUGUCAACUUUUUCAGUCUGGUUGCUUUCACCAAAGCAGCCCUCCCUGCUCUUCGCGAGUCCAAGGGCAAGAUUAUCUUCACCUCCUCUGGUGCCGCAGUAUCCGGCUACCGUGGCUGGGGUCUCUACGGAGCCACCAAGGCCGCAAUGAACCACUUCGCCAUGAGCUUGGGCAAUGAGGAGCCCGACGUCACCUCUAUAGCCAUUCGGCCCGGCAUGGUCGACACCGAAAUGCAGCGGGAGCUGCGCGAGGACCACGCCACAAACCUCGAUGCCGAAAUGCACUCCAAAUUUGCAGGUGCCCACAAGGACGGCAAACUCGUCAAGCCCGAGCAGCCGGGUCAUGUUAUGGCCAAGUUGGUGCUUGACGCACCCAAGGACCUUAGCGGCCGGUUCUUCUCGUAUGUUAUACAGCUCUACGAAAACUCAGAUGGUGCUAACGCUACGCAGGUGGAACGACAAGGAGCUCGAUGCUUUCCAGGAAUAAAUUUGAAUUGUUCAUUUCUUAAGAUUAAAUUCAAAUUAUGUGGUUUAAAGACCUGUAAAGCAAUCAGUAUUGAAUGCCAUAAAAGAGCCAUGGGUGCAAAGUCAAGGGCAGAUGAAAUGUAAUCAGCCGAAAGAUGAAAAGCAAGUACAUUUUAUAAGCAUCAGGUGCAGAACACCUUCAUACUUAGCAUGGAAUGUAGGAUGAUCAUCAUACAAAGAGAGUGUAUAUUGAGAGAGAAUAAUGUGAUUCGUACCUAUCGGAUAUGCUCGAGAAAAUAUGAUUUGGUUCCAAUGUCGAAAAAUGCUAAGCGACAACCCAAGAUCGUUUUUUCCAUCCCACGAAAGAUGCAAUUUGAAAUUUCCUAGAAGUCUUGAAGAAGUCAGUGGGAGAUUCUUCAUUAUGCAGUCAUGUACAGAAGCAGUAAUGGGAGCAAAGAUCAGUUCGUCCGUUUGGCUAGGACAGUGUAAUCACCACGGUUUGGUAUGAUAGGGGCGACAACGUUGUUCAUCAUAGAAAAUGGCAAGGGGGCAUUGAGAGAGGAAUGGAAGCUUACCAUUAGUGACCAGCCUCAAGAGUGAAUUCACAUUAAAAUCCACUCUUGAGGG